This is a messenger RNA of Erigeron canadensis, 1468 nucleotides long. RefSeq names its product E3 ubiquitin-protein ligase Topors. Gene Ontology annotation, biological process: protein monoubiquitination; protein polyubiquitination. Gene Ontology annotation, molecular function: ubiquitin protein ligase activity. The record is from RefSeq and is a predicted model, not a curated record. The coding region runs from base 107 to 1006 and encodes 299 amino acids. The transcript has 5 exons. Lineage: Eukaryota; Viridiplantae; Streptophyta; Magnoliopsida; Asterales; Asteraceae.
GAAUAUUUAUCAAGACCACUCAAAGUCCACAUAACUCAACAUAGAUUGAUAUUUAUGCCAUCAGGCCAAACAUUGUGUAUCUCAAUUCUCAAUCAAAUUCAAUUCAAUGGAUAAACUACAAAACACUAACCUUAAAUCAUCAUCUGUAUCUAACCAAUACUACAGAAGCUGCAAAAGGAAACCAUACAUAAAUCACAAACAUGACUUUAUACUUAAAAAACUAAAACCAGCAAUCCAAAACAGUAAAUCUUGCCCAAUCUGUAUGACCCACCAAAUUAAACAACCAGCUGUUAUUUCUGUUUGCUUACAUACUUACUGCACCCACUGUAUUCUUAAAUGGAGUCAAUUCAAAACAAAGUGUCCCCUUUGUAAUGCUGUAUUUGUUUCUCUGUUUCUUGAUAUUGAUCUUCUUUCUUUGACUUAUCGUACUCGAUAUUUGUCGGGUCCUGUUGUUAAGGAAUCUAGUACGAGGUUUAGUAAUAGUAAUGUUGGUGGUAUAUAUGCUAGAAGAAGAGAUUUCAUGGUCCAAAGAAGAGAACAAGUAAACGUUAACAGAAAAACAAGGCCGUUACCAAGGCAGAGGUCAUUUGGGCAGUCCAGUAAAGAGAGCAUUUUGCAUUGGCGUGCCAGCAUAUAUGAGCAGAAUAUGUGUGCUGUACCUUGUCCUAGUAGAAAGUCACUUAAGCAGGGUUUUGGGGGAAGUAAGAGUUACAAGGAAAUGCUACUACAAAAAAUAGAGCCAUGGAUACACAGGGAACUCCAUGCUGUUCUUGAGGAUCCAAAUCCAACUAUACUUGUUCAUUUGGUGACCUCACUCUAUAUCUCAAGCCUUGAAGAAACACCUUCUGUUCCUAGUGGGGUAAAAGACAACUAUCUUGAACGUUUGCGGCCUUUUCUGCUUGGACAGACUAAUACAUUCUGGCAUGAACUCAGAUGUUUUGCAGAAAGCUCAUUCAACAUGGAAACAUAUGACACAGUAGUCAAAUAUGUAAAAUGGUCAAAUUGAGCGAGUACAUUGGCCCCAGUCAAGACUUGUAGAACAACAAAGUCUGAAUUUUGUUGUUUAUCAAUUUGCCGAAGAACAACAAAGUCUGAAUUUUGUUGUUUAUCAAUUUGCCGAGCUCAUUGUGAAGUGGAUGGUCGGUGCUAAAGCUAAGCACUCUGACUUUGAAGAUGCCAUAACAUCUAGAUAUGUUAAUAGUCAAUGUGGGGCUUGAAGCGAUUGGCAAUGUCAAAAUUCUGUGAAAGUUCAGCAUCUGUUAAUUGACACACAAAGGCCAUGUCAAAUUUCAACCCAGAAUCACAUCUGAGUGAACACAAUUAUGCCUAGAUCUCAUGUAUUUAUAGGUCGCUUGUUUGGUGGAAAUUACAGCAUAUAGUUAAGCUGGAGAGUUGCUUCAAAGAUGUAAACUUUAUACCAAGUCUUGUGUUUAAAUGUGAAGUUACGGUCAUGCUACUUGUUUAUUCA